This is a messenger RNA of Pelecanus crispus (Dalmatian pelican), 632 nucleotides long. Lineage: Eukaryota; Metazoa; Chordata; Aves; Pelecaniformes; Pelecanidae. The record is from RefSeq and is a predicted model, not a curated record.
CUUGCGGAGAGCCAGUCCCAGGAAGAUAGGACGGCGCGGAAGGAGCGGGAGGUGAUGCUGCGGCUGAAGGAGGUGGUGGACAAGCAGAGGGAUGAGCUUCGUGCCCAGGCCCACGAGAUCAUCUGCAAGAGCCGAGACACAGAGGCGCUGCAGGAGCAACUGCAUCGCUUCAUGGCCAUGAACGAGGACCUGCGUCACAAGGUGGCCGUGGUGCAGGCUCAGCUCAAGAGUGCGCUGGAGAAGAAGUCAGACCUGGAGGCCGCGAUGCUGCAAACCCAGAGGGAAAUGAGCAGGAGGAGCAGGACCACCUCUGAGAUCCGGCAGCCAAAGCCCAGCCUGGAAGAAGCACCGUCACCCGCGGAGGAGCCGCAGCACCAGGACGUGGACGCGGGCAGGAGCCCUGCUCACUGCUGCUUCUCCAGGGAAGAGCUGCAGCAGAUCCUGCAAGAGCGGAACGAGCUCAAGACCAACCUGUUCUUGGUGCAGGAGGAGCUGGCCUAUUACCAGCGGGAGCUGCUGAACGAAGAGAGAGUUCCCAGCUUCUUCUUGGAUGCAAUGAAGUCGACUAUCAAAAGGCAGAGAAAAAAAAUCAGAGCGAAAAUGCUGGGAACGGUGGAGGAGUCGGCGAGCAG